Messenger RNA from Paramuricea clavata, 1751 nucleotides. NCBI's taxonomy places the organism in Eukaryota, Metazoa, Cnidaria, Anthozoa, Malacalcyonacea, Plexauridae. The record is from the annotation of a GenBank genome assembly.
AAGACAAGGUUCAAUUGGUUAGUGGCGCUUGGCCUCGACAUAUUACUAAAUCAAGGCUGAAAGAAUAGCUUUUCUAUCGCAAAGGUACAAGUAAAGAUGGAAGUACCAAAUCUGAUGCAAUGAAAGCUGAGCUAGUAAUAAGUUAUUUUGUUGUAUUUUAUAUUGUCACGAUGAUCUUAAAACUGAAUGGAUUUAUCUCUAGCAAGUUUUUAAAGAAAAUUAUACCUACUUCGUUUUAUACAGGGUUGUCAGCUAUAUAAAAAAUGGUUGGGACGUCGAUUUCGCACCGAAGUGGCAGCGUCUAUUAGGAAGUAAACAAACCAAAUCUAUUGAUACAGCAGGCACUGCAUGUGAGUUUCCCAACACUGGACAAUGUCAAUGGAUCCCAUUACACAAUGCAAAGUGUCAUGUGCCCAGCUUCAAUAUGCAAAAUAUGGUUUCAUAAUUUAUUGAAAGAAAGGCAAAAGACAACGAAGCUAACAAGGACUACAAAAAUGUAAACAAUAAGACGUUCGGCCUAUUUAGAUACGGACACAUCCAAAACAUUGAGCUGGCAAGUGAUAAUGACAAAGUUCAUUUUAAAUGCAAUUGCCUCCCUGAAAUGAAGAAGGACUCUAUAUAUAAACUGAAGCUUUCGAUGCUUAAAAGUGUUGUUCAUGAGGGGGAAAUAGUAUUUUCUAGCUGUGUUUGCCCAGCUGGGAAAGGUCCUCUUGGAUAAUGUAAACAUAUUGCAGCUUUGUGUUAUGCUCUUGAAGAAUUUACUAGACUAAAGUGUAUGCCAGAAUUUGAAACAUGCACUUCAAGACUUCAAACAUGGAACCAACCAAGAAAAAGAAAACUUGACCCAGAAACAGUUUAUGAUAUUGAUUUCUCCAGGAAGAUUUAUAGGAAACAAAAGAAAAAAAUCCCAAGCCUUUGACUGGUCCAAGACGACCAAAUGAUCGAAAUGAUGAUUGCCAAAGUGUAAACAAAUAAUUUCUUAACAAGAUCAAGGAAGUGAUACCAAAUUGUGGAUUUGUUUGUUUACUAUCAGAUGAAAAGCUUGACCAAAAAGAAAGUACUGGUACUAUCAUUUUCCCCAUUAAGGAGCAUCCAGUAUCUUUGACUCAAAUCUUUAAUAGAGCAGAAAGAGUCAAGCGAAAUUUUAUUGUUGAUGAGCAAGAGUGAACGAAUAUUACAAAUGCAACGAAAAAGCAAAGUAAAUCUAAAGAAUGGUACCUACACAGGCAUGUUCGCAUUACUGCUUCUAAAAGUAAACGAGCCCUACUUAAACCUACUACAAGUCCAACCAAAGCAAUAAGAGAAAUUUUGCCCUACAAUGGUGAUUACCAAAGAACCAUGAUGAAACAAGGUCUGGAAGAUGAAAAAUCAAUUACAAAACACUAUGAGGAUAAGAUAGGAUGUAAAGUCAAUGAAACUGGCUUUAUUAUAUCUCGAAGUCACCCAUUCCUCGGUGCAACUCCAGAUGGGGACGUAGAUGGUGGACUUGUAGAAAUAAAGAGGAUCUUUUCAAAUGGUUUAACAUUGUGUGAUGCAGUUUGCAAGCGUAACAUAUGCAAACAAAGUAGUCAUGGGUUGGUUGUAAAUAAGAAUCACAAGUUUUAUUACCAAAUUCAACUUCAAAUGUUUUGUGCCGAAUGUAACUGGACUGAUCUUGUACUAUCAGAUCUAAAUGAUUUAAUUAUUUUGCAUUUCAAGAAAUACAAUCUCUUUCUUUCUAGUAUCAUCCCAAAGCUGGAGUUAUUCUAUGA